AGUUACGGAGAGAAGUAAAGAUAAGCCUCUACAAUUUCAACUAGCAACCAAAAAUCAAAAUCGUCUUCCUCUAUUCCUUGAAACAUCAAAGCGAAAAUUGAUAUGUCGCAGCUCAUCCUCGGGACGCUCUUUGUGGCACACGCCACAUGCUCCGUGAGCAUGGUUUUGUUUAACAAGACCUUGGCCAUGGGCUUCGAUUAUCCGUGGACUGUGGUCUUCAUCCAAAACAUCGGAACCAUUUUUCUCGGCUUUCUUUGGCCACUAUGCUUCGGAAAAGAGGAAUUGAAAGUGAGCGCGGAUGCGGCUGGAGGUAUUUGGGCAUUUAAUGUUCUUACUUAUCAUGAUUCUUGAAUGUUAGUUGUAGCAACGCAUAUCUAUGGGCACGAUAGCAAUUUUUUUGAUGUUGAUCCAUCCUGGUAUAACGUCAUUCAAGCCUUCCCUCCAUCGCUAGAUUUGAUGUCAAAUCAUGCAGCCAAACAAGCUUUAUUGGUAGUGAUAUUUAUCCUUUAUCCCAUCUUUCUAAAAUCCAGGCGAACGACGAAAGAUCUGUGGGCUCGUUGUGCCCUCAGCGUGGAAGAAUAAGAUGUGGGUUGUGGCCCAAACUAUGUUCUUCGUCGGGACUUUAUAUUUCUCCUUGAAGGCCUUGCGGUUCAUGUCUGUUCCACUCUACGUGGUAGCACGCAACACAGUGCCUGCAGCAACAGCGCUGGUCGAGCGAGCCUUCACGGGAACACCGAUAAAUUUCGUACCUGGAAUUGGGUUGCUGUGUACUGUCAUAGGAGCAGUCCUGUAUACAGCUGGAGACAUGGCGCCUGCGACGACAGGUGGUUGUAUGACAGGACAUGAUUCAAUUUUUCCCGUGCUUGAGUUUCCAACCUCUAGUACUUGAUCUUCAUUACGUCUCACAAACUUGAUAUAAUCCUCGCUCCUGAUCAACUACAGAAGUAUGUCGUGAUUGUUCUGCUUAAGAUAAAGACGUCUAAUAUAUGGCGAUCAGGAUCAUCAACAAUCCUUCUGAUCCGACAUGAUCAUCUCAAGUUACGUCAUCUUUUUUUCGUCUAAUAUCCCGAAUCGUGCUCCAGCUCCUGUGAUCGAGAGCAGCGGACUUGCAUACGCUGUUUUGCUUGUCGUAAUCGUCGCUGCUUGUUCCGUAGUGGAUAAGACUGCGAUUUUCUACUUGAAGAAGGAAGAAGGCAUCAGUCCUGUGGAGUCAAAUCAAAACCGCUGCUUUCUGUCACUCCCGGUCAACAUUUUGCUGAUUCUAACACUAGAGCUGUACAAGGAAAAUGUAGUGAAGGCAGGACGCAGGCUCCUAUCUGCAAUGUUGGGAUUAGAAGAUGAUUUUUGCGAAGGAGAUGAAGUAGAGAGCCAACAUCUUCUUGCAACAACACCUCCGACGCUUGCUUCCACUUCGUCAUCAGGAGAAAUCUUGGCAUCAACUUCCUCAUCUUCAUCAUCAUGGAGGCAACAAAACUCAGGCUUAACAUCGGCAAUUAGUUCACAGCCCAUACCUUCCACAUCCUCAAUUUUAGUCUCUCCAUCCUCUUCUUCCGCUCUCUUAGCGUCAACACACCUUUUUGCGGAUGCCACGCCAGAAGCAAGCAGCUCCAAUUUAAGGCUCUGUACUAGUAAAGGUCUAUUCAGAAUAUCAAAGUAAUGUCUACUAGCGCUCCCCUAAAUUUUUACAUUGAUGAGAAAUCAAACCGGAAGAAAAUAGUGCCGCAAAAAAAAUCAAACUGCAUGCCACAUGCCAAAUAAUGUCUUUCCUUCCAACCUCAUCAUCUUCUAAUUUCGCGCUUCCUAACCUCUUCGAGCGACGAACUACACCAAAGCUUGCCACCACUUCUAGAAAGCUUUAUAAACGACAUGCAUGGUCCAAUGCUAGUGGCUCUUCUCCUAUCAACCUUCUUCGGUUUUGGCAUCGGAACUUUCAACUUCAUUUAUGGUCUUGGUUGUAAAGCAUACAAGCGAAGUAAUGAACCUAAAACUGAAUGAUCACAUAUGGAAGUUGAUGUCAAGAAGUGGUCAUCUUCGUGUUUAUUUUCAUACGGGCACUACGGACAGUGUCAUCAGAGGCACAUACAUGACAUGUGUUUAUUUUCAUACUCCCUGGAUGAAUCUCUGGUGUCCCUCCACGUUCACCCAAAAUACCCAUUCGCAUUCUAAAAUACGCUACAGCAAAAAGUUACAGCUGCGACGGUGCAGGUAGCGAACAUCUUCUACAAGUUGAUGACGACGAUCUUGUCAAGGGCUACACAUCCGACACCCGUUUCGUUAAGACAGCAGACAAGAACUGUGGUUACUCAACACACACAUCGUUACACCGGUAUUUUAGCGCUCCUCCGGAGUUACUAGAUUACUGGUUGGCCUCGCAAGUAGACGCUAAUAGCUACACAAGAGGCACCAUGACAUGACAUGACAUAGCAUGGCUCUGGUAUUUUUGGUAUAGCCUGAAUUUGAUCCUAAGGGUUCUCUUCUUGUUUUCAACUGCUUCUUGUUUUAAGAGAACUCACUCUAACUUCCACCGCUUCUUGGUUUGGUAUAGCCUGAAUUUGAUCCUAAGGGUUCUCUUCUUGUUUUCCCUUAUGAUCAAAUUCAGGCUAUACCAAAAAUACCGGAACCACUCAUGUUUCUCGAUGCCUCCUCAUCCUUCUUCUUCAUUGACUUUUGCUGUUGUAGCACUAUGAUACUUCUUAACUUCCUCUUCUUAGUUGGGGAACAAGCAAAAGCAAGAACUCACUCUAACACCCACCGCUUCUUGGUGUGGUUUUGCCGUUUCCCUAGCUGGCGUUGGUUUGUACACUUUCGGAAAUCAAAUUACCACUUGGUGCUAUGGAGAAAGCAACACGACUGGUGGCGUGGAUUCACCCGCAAACGCAAAAUCUGGUGGAGCUGACUCACAGACGUCCCCAACGUCUGGUGCGAAAAGUUUUCAAGCCGGUGCGGGAACAUCUUCCAAGACCGCUGGCGGGACAAUAGAGAUGGGAAUAAAAUUAAGGGUAGGUUACAGGUGCUCUUCUUACCGCUUUUUAUGCCUCUCCUAAGGGAGAAAGGCAUAACAAGCGGGGUAAACGAGCACCAAAAGCCUACCUCUAAUAAAAGGAGCUUCGAGCAGUUCGACGUCUGAUUUGAAGCCGCUGACAGAGGUGAAUAUCGAGGAUGAUUUCGAUUCCUCCGAUGAGAUAUCUUCCAGUUCAAGGCGUGAUUUGGAAGCGCAGAUUGGGAAGAGCAAAUAUCUAGAAUAGCGACGACUUUGGCAUCAGGUUCUUGGGUAGAGGUCGUGCAGAUGAUGGAUAGGGUGGGAUACUGGGAUUUGCGAUCAGGUUGGGUUGAGGUCGUGCAGAUGAUGGAUAGGGUGGGAGACAACUGGGAAGAUGUUUCAUCCUUCCUCUGCCAUUCUAUUGAACGCACAAUGGUGAUGAUGGAUAUUCACUAGAGAUGCACACAUUACAUGCUACGACUGGAACGCAGAGUGUGUCCUCGUCAUGGCUAGAAGAACUUUGAAAGACGACGAGAAAUAGAGGAGCAAUUUUUGUCAACACAGGAAACGUAGUGAAGAUCAUUGACCUUGACGUCACACUGACUAGUAUGCAAUGAUGUCGAUCAAGGACAUACUGGCGACAACACUUAUGCGUGCGUACUCACGUUCGCCCUCGACGUCGACGGAUGCAAUGCCUUGCAUUGAAUCACCAAGAAUAGAUGAACAUGCCGAAUUGAUGGC
Messenger RNA from Amoebophrya sp. A25, 3721 nucleotides. The record is from the annotation of a GenBank genome assembly. NCBI's taxonomy places the organism in Eukaryota, Dinophyceae, Syndiniales, Amoebophryaceae.